Messenger RNA from Sceloporus undulatus (fence lizard), 9451 nucleotides. RefSeq names its product phosphodiesterase 3A (gene PDE3A). The coding region runs from base 11 to 3250 and encodes 1079 amino acids. Gene Ontology annotation, cellular component: cytosol. Lineage: Eukaryota; Metazoa; Chordata; Lepidosauria; Squamata; Phrynosomatidae. Gene Ontology annotation, molecular function: 3',5'-cyclic-AMP phosphodiesterase activity. Gene Ontology annotation, biological process: oocyte maturation; positive regulation of oocyte development. The transcript is spliced from 16 exons. The record is from RefSeq and is a predicted model, not a curated record.
CCUUGCCGCCAUGCCCGGGAGGCUCGCCCCAGCCCAGCCCCGCCGCCCUUCCCGCCAGCCGAGGAGCCCCCAGGAGGCGGCUGCUUGCAACGGCUGCUGCCCUGCUGCUGCCCUUGGAGCGGAGGGGAGCCCGCAGACAGCGGCAGAAGGAGGAGGAGGCGAGGAGCCGAGGCGCAAAGUUGGGCCACAACUUGCUUUCUUGGGAGGAGAAGGAAGAGCGGGCUCCUCCCGGGCGAAGGCUGCGGCUCUUGGGGGCUUGGGGCUGCUCCUGGCCGCCUUCCUGCUGGGCGAGGGGCUCCUGGAGGAGGAGGCGAGGGCCGGCCGGCUGCUGCUGCUGCUGCUGCUCUGGGCCGGAGGGAGCUGCCUGGCCGGCGGGGCAUGGCUGAGGGCCGGGCUGGGCUUGGGCCGGGGGCUGCUGCUGCUGCUGCUGGCCUUGGCUAGCGCCCUCCGCCUGCUGCUCUGCUGGGGCCCGAGGCCGAGGCCCUGGCUGCCCUGCGCCCUCCUCCUGGGCUGCUGCCUGGCCCUGACCCUGGGGGCCGCCUUCGCCCGACACGCCCGCAGCCCCAGAGCCAAGAGGGGCCCCCGGGAGGAGAAGGAGGAAGAAGAAGAAGAGCCCCGGCGGCAGCAGCAGCAGCAGCAACAGCCCCCGGGCCAGGAGCCCAAGGCAGCAGGAGGAGGAGCAGGCGCCGCCCGGGACUCCCAAAGGCGCCGCCGGUCCAGCUCCAUGAUCUCCGCCGAGAUGGCCGGCUCCGGGAGCAAGUCCCACCGGAGGACCUCGCUGCCUUGCAUCCCUCGGGAGCAGAUUAUGGGACAUUCUGAAUGGGAUCACAAACGAGGACCCAGAGGAUCUCAGUCUUCAGGUACCAGUAUUACAGUUGAUAUUGCUGUCAUGGGAGAAGCUCAUGGACUCAUUACAGAUCUUCUGGCAGAUCCUUCCUUACCACCCAACGUCUGCACCUCCCUGAGAGCAGUGAGCAACCUCCUUAACACACAAUUAACGUUCCAAGCUAUUCAUAAGCCAAGGGUGAACCCACUGGCAUCCUUCAAUGAGAACUAUACCUGCUCUGACUCAGAGGAAUGCUCAGAGAAGGGAGAGAAGCUCAAGCGCAUCCGGAAAAGUCUGCCACCAGGUCUUCUUCGGCGGGUGUCAUCCACUUGGACAACAACUACAUCUGCCACUGGUUUACCCACUUUGGAACCAGCACCAGUAAGAAGAGACCGUAGUGCUAGCAUUAAACUUCAUGAUACUUCAUCAUCCAGCUCCGAUCCUUGGAACAAUUCCCUCCUGAUGACGAUUACCAAAAGCAGGUCAUUUUCUGCCUCCUAUGCAGUGUCUGCUGCCAACCAUCUGAACUCCAAAAGGCCCAACCGACAAGCUAUCCCGCCAAAUAUUUCACCUCUUAGUUCCCCAAGCCAUUCACCCAUCCAGGGUACUCCAGCCAAUAGUCCCACCAGCAAGACCUCCAAUGAACAGUUCCCAGAGUCAACAGCCACUAAGGAAACCAUCAAACCCCACAAGGCUUUAGGUUGCACUCAGAGUGCACCUGCCAUAGCAGAACCUGUUGUCGUGUCCCCUGUCGUAUGCAGCAGCUGUGGCAGGCCAUACAACCAAAUAGAUCCUGCUGAGGGAUCACUGGACAGAAGUGAUGGAACAGCACACACCUUGAACAGAACAGAUGAUCCAGCCCAAGCCACCUCUGACUAUGAAACAAAUAACAGUGACAGCAGUGACAUUGUACAGAAUGAUGAUGAGACAGAUUGCUCCAAAGAGCAGGCACAGAUGGAAUCUGAUUGCAGGACUUAUACUCCAGAGACGAUCAUACUGCAUCCCUUGUUACCGCCUGAGGACAAACCUAUUCUUGCCCCAGAGCCUCUUAUUAUGGACAAUUUGGACCCUCUUAUGGAUCAGCUAAACAAUUGGAAUUUCCCAAUCUUUGAUUUGGUAGACAAGAUAGGCAAGAAAUGUGGCCGAAUCCUAAGUCAGGUAUCCUACAGGCUUUUUGAAGACAUGGGGCUGUUUGAAACCUUUAAAAUUCCUGUGAGAGAGUUUAUGAACUACUUCCAUGCUUUGGAGUGUGGAUACCGAGAGAUACCUUAUCACAACAGGAUUCAUGCCACUGAUGUGCUUCAUGCUGUUUGGUAUCUUUCAACCCAGCCUAUACCAGGCCUCCCAACUGUGAUUAAUGACCACGGGUCAGCAAGUGAUUCAGAUUCUGAUAGUGGGAUCACUCACGGCCACAUGGGAUAUGUAUUGUCAAAAACGUAUGCACCAACCGAUGAUACUUAUGGCUGCUUGGCUGGCAACAUUCCUGCCCUUGAACUGAUGGCUCUUUAUGUAGCUGCUGCCAUGCAUGACUAUGAUCAUCCAGGAAGAACCAAUGCCUUCUUGGUUGCAACCAGUGCUCCUCAGGCUGUGCUAUAUAAUGACCGCUCUGUUCUGGAGAACCAUCAUGCUGCUGCUGCAUGGAACCUCUUCAUGUCCCGGUCAGAAUAUAACUUCUUAGUCAACCUCGAUCAUGUGGAAUUCAAGCACUUUCGCUUCUUAGUUAUUGAGGCAAUAUUGGCCACUGAUCUGAAGAAGCACUUUGACUUCGUUGCUAAAUUCAAUGCCAAGGUUAAUGAUGAUGUUGGCAUCGACUGGACAAAUGAAAAUGACCGCUUGCUGGUUUGUCAAAUGUGCAUCAAACUGGCUGACAUCAAUGGGCCAGCAAAGCAUAAAGACUUGCAUUUAAAGUGGACAGAGGGCAUUGUUAAUGAAUUCUACGAACAGGGUGAUGAAGAAGCCAGUUUAGGCCUCCCAAUCAGCCCAUUCAUGGAUCGCUCUGCUCCUCAGUUGGCAAACCUUCAGGAAUCCUUCAUCACUCACAUUGUCGGACCGCUGUGUAAUUCCUACGAUUCAGCGGGGCUAAUGCCAGGGAAAUGGAUAGAAGACAAUGAUGACUUGGGGGAUACAGAUGAACCAGAUGAGGAAGAUUCAGCAGAUAUGGACACCUGUGACAAUCCAGAAUCAAGAAAGAAGAGGAGGAAAAUCUACUGCCAGAUAACUCAGCACCUGCUUGAGAACCAUCAGAUGUGGAAGAAAGUCAUUGAGGAGGAAGAGAGGAGAGCUGGGACAGAAAAGCAAGCUCUGGAGCAACCAGCCACAUUACACCAGUCCUCUGAACAAAUUGAGGCCAUUAAAGAGGAGGAAGAGGAAAAAGGGAAGCCUAAGGAGGAAGAGAACAGCACAAUCCUAGAAACGAGCCAAUGACAAUGAUAGAAUUCUGAGCAGUAUUUGAAGACAAGAAGGACUUGCAUACCAGUUCCUUUUACAAGCCAGCACAACAUUUAGACACAACACUGUAGAAAUACGGGGGGAUGCACCUACAUUGUUUAGGUUGUUUCUCUUUCCUUUUAUUUUUUUAAAGAGUGAGGUACAUUGUUUAAAUUCAUCUUCUCAAAAGAAGCUUUCACACUGCAACACCGACUUUUACAGACUUUCGUAUAGGGUGGGGAAUUAUAAAUAUAUAUAAUUAUAUAUAUAUAUAUUAUAUAUAUAUAUAAAAUAUUAGCCUAAGUUUAUCAGCUGCAUAUUUCUUUGUUUUUUUAAUGCUAUAUUACGGUAACUGUGACAUUAAAAGAAGAGGGAGAACUCUCUAAAUGAGAAUUGUGUUCACAGUGAAGUGACCAGGACUCCCUUGCUCUUUAUGAUGUGGUGUCAUUGAUAGUAUCAUUAAAAUACCUACAUCAUCUACCAUCAUAGAAGUACAUGCAGGAUAGUGUGCACAUGCAUAGCAGAAGCAUGGUGACAUCACUGAAGAAUGGUGUUGAUGUUGCUGUGGAGAGUGGUUGUGACACUAGAGUGUGGUGCCUCAGCACAUGUGAAUAUGGUCCAACCCCUGAAUAUCAUAAAAGUGGCCUGUACACCGACAGUCUUUUAUAAUCCCUCCCACAGCAAAAUAAAUAUGAUCUAAGCCAUGGAUGGCAACUGUAGGAUGCUAAAGGGCCAUAUUAACCCUCUAGGAGAAAUGUGUCCCCUCAUGUUUUGUAUGGGCUAUGGGGGCAUUUUUGUCAUGUUUUUAGGCUUCCCUGAGGGCCAAAAAAUUACUCUGAAUGCAGUUGCAACCCAUAAGCUUCACUGCCCAUCCCUGAUCUAAGUAUUUUCUUUCUCAAGCCCGUGUAGAAGCAUUCCCAGUUUUUCCUCCACACAACUCACUAGAUUUGAGAUAGAUGCAAACCAGAGAAGGUCCUAGUGCUAAGAUAUUGAGCAGUCUGUGCUAUAUAUAGUUGAUUGGGAACUCUUUCCUAACAUUUCCGAAAAGCCAUGUCCAUCAAGAAGUUGCUUGAGAUUAUUGACAGUGACAGGCCAUGACCUGAUCUCCACCAGCCCUUCUCUUCCUUUUUCGUUUCCAUAUUGUGAAGAAAUACCAUCACUGGUCACCUAGGAACAUAGGAAGGUGCCUUAUACUGAGUCUGACUAUUGCCACAUCUUGCCCAGAAUUUUGACAUGUGAUCAGCAGCCCCACAGUUUCAGGCAGAAUUCUUUCCUAGCCCAACUUAAGACAUAGAUCCUUGAAAACUAACUUGCCCCAACCAUGGUUAACUUCUGAAAUCAAAUGUGAUUGGAUGUGUUCAAGAUGGUGCAGUGUUGCUUUGCAGAAGAAAAGAUUCAGGUAGCUAGUGGCAGUGGGCUGCAGUGUUCAGAGGAAUUUGCAGUUUGCUGGAAUUACAAGCAAUAAGGGAGACACUUAGGGAUGAAAUAGAUGGCCAGAAGGGGUGGCUUUAAUCCACCAUUUCCGAAGGCAGAUUGGCAACCACAUACCACGGCCCCAAUCUGCCUUGCAGCCACCUGAAAAAGGAGUGGCAAAAUCCACUCCUUUUUCCGGCUGCAAAAAGCCUGCUUUUCUGCCUGUGCCAUGGCCAGAAGCUGCCUUCAUGACAUUCCAGCAGAGUGUGGCUGGAGUGUCAUGAAGUGGCCAGGGAGCUUGGGAGCAUGCAGCAUGUAAUCACUGAGCUGCCAAGCCACCCAGAAGGCAGUGCAAAAGGGUGGUCUGUUUCACUCCUUACAUAGCUCCUACUAUUAUGUACAUUGACAAUUACCAUAUAAUUCCAUAAACUGUUUUGGCUUAUGAAUAGCCUUAACAAAUAUUCACAUUUUAAUAUGGAACACCAGCUUAAGGUAUUUGGUCAGGGCUCAUUGUGUGGUGGUGGUGGUUUUGGAAUAUGUGGAUGGCUUUGGUGAUCUAGAUUACUGGUGUUCAAUAUUACCUUUUGCAGAGGAAUACAUUCCUGAUCUUUGGGGGGGGGCAAUCCUUUCUUGGAGCUACAAUUCCCAUGCUGGCUUGGGGAUUCUGAGAAUUGUAGUAAAAGCAAAUAACUUUUCUGAGUUCUGAUAUAUUGUACAAUGAUUUGUCUGUGAUGAACUUUCUGGAAUUCAGAAAUAGUUGGUGCAAAACACAUGAAGGGAGAAUGUACCCUACAACAUGCCCUCAUCACUCUGAUGGUUGCAAACUGCAGGGGAACUUUGGUAAUUAUAUACAAACUGUAUUUUGUACAGUUGGUAAAUAUGGAUACUUUGAGGCAUUGUAUAGAUAAAAAGGAGAUAAUUUUUAAAAAUAAAUAUAAAAUGUAAUUAUAACCACAUUUGGCAAGUAAGAACUUGCAUAACUGGCAAUGAGAGUUCCUGUUUUAAGCUAUGCAGGAUUGUUAGUAUCAGCUUUCUGUAUAAAGCAGUUUGUAAACCAAGGAUUCUGCCCAGAGAUCUGUAUCAAAGACUGGUCAUUUAUCACUCCUCAAGUAAGUUUUGAUAACAUUAUGUGUGAAGGGAAAUCAUGUUGUAGAGCUGAAAGCAUGCUCAGAAAUUGUGCAGAAGUUAUCCUCAUGUGUGAACCAUCUCUAGCACCAAUACUCUUAAGUCUUUUGCAGGAUACUUCAAGGAUAAUUGUUUCACACUCUGUUUACUUUUAUUGCUCUUCUCAGGAGACUCCCUAGUAUCUUACCAGCAUUAGCCACUAGCAAACCAGUUAAGGAUUUACCAAGGACACUGGGUUUCACUGCCAGUGUCUAAGCUGGCAAAAAUGCAGUACCCCACCAGGGGCAGACAAUGGAUUCACCACUGUGGGAGUAGUGAAUCCACUCUUGAUUUUACUACCACUCUUUUCCACAUGUGUUCCAUGUUGGGCGGGAGUUAUGUCAAUGCUCAACUUCUGAAAGGAUAGGUUCUAGCACUGGGAAAUCUUAUAUUUAUCUCAGAGCAGUUAUGUGUGUACCAACAGUGAACUCCGAGGUGAAUUCACCAUUCCCACAGCAGUGGAUUUACCAACCACCCUAUCCUCCCAAUAGUCUAAAGUCAAGCAGGGAGACAAAUCUCCAAGCUAGAGAUAAAUUACAGAUUCUCUCACUCACUAUUUCUUUUAAAAAUGUAACAUUCCUAGAUUCUUGAGGGGUAACAUCAGGUAAAAAGGAGGUAUUGAAAUGAAUGGGACUUCAGAUAUUACCACCUCUGCAUUCAUUAUGUACCUCUGGAUUUUUCCUAGUAGUCACUGCAAAAUGUACAAUGUAGGUGUGAAGUAUAUGCGUCAUAAGUACACUCAUCAAAUAAUUGGUGGGUUAUGGCUUCUACAGACUGCAGUUUUGUGUCGGGGGCACUUGUUACUUAAUGUGUGAAAUGGCUUGUAGUUCAAUCCUGAAAUGUCCCAGGCUUUGCGUCUGUGCUGUACAACCAUGAUUUAAGUAUUUGAAGACAUAGUAGUGUUACCCUGGAUCAGUAUGCAAAGGGAUUUUGUAGCACAUUUGAGACUAACAUGUUUACCUCUGUAGUUGUCCUUUGGGGGUUUUGGACUAAGAAUGAAAUUAGCAGUAUUGAUGGUAUUUUUUAUCAGCUAGAUGGUAAUGUUGUGAAGGUUACAGGAUUCUGUGCCUAAUGUAGAAUUUGCUCAUUUGGAAGGAUGGUCAUGCUGUUUUUCUUUCUCUCCUUUGCCUCAUUCUCCCUGCAAAGAAAAUGACCCAGUUUCUUUUUCCUCCUCCCACUUUUCCCCCUUGUCUUCAGUUUACUUCUGUUGCUGCAAACUGACUUUGCACUCAUCUAUCUCAGCAGUAGGGAGGAGAAGAGGAGGAGGGAGAAUCUCACCCUUCUCAGUAGGCUCAGGCAAAAGCAAACUGCAACAACCUCUCCUAGUUUGUGUGUUCUUCCUCAUUAGUAACUUUUGCCAUCUUAACCAAACUCUAAUGUUGCUUGGCUACACAUUUCCUGGUUUUAUCUGUGAAACGUUGGAGUAUAUGUUUUACCUCAGCAUGGUUUCCUUCCCAAUAUACAAUGUGUGCAGAAACAAUUGACAUUUUGUUUUAUGUUUUCAGAAGCCAACUUCUAUUCAGAGUUUACUGGACUCACCACACCUCACUCCCCCAAAGACUUUUGCAUACAGCUGUCAGCUGAUAGUUGUUACAAUGGGGAGACAUUCCAUAGACAAAGGCCUGCUUUUGCAAGGUAUUUUUCACAAGACCCAGCUCUGCUGGAAAGCUAAUGGUAAUUGCAUAGGUAAGCCAAAGAGUGUAAACCAGUAACCAGGGCAGGGUCUGGGGAUGAAAAAAGAACUAUAAGUUUUCUCCGUUGUCUUUUAUCACUACUGGCCUGUAGAAAGAGGGUUGUAUUUCUCCUUUCAUCUGAGCUGAUCUCUUUAGUGUCCUUUAACAUCCUUAUAGAAUUCCCAUAUUAAGUUUCUUUAUGGCUGCUGUAGCAAAACUCAGAUCUUUCUUUGCAUAAGGAAUUUCUGAUUAACCUGAAACAAAUAUAAAAGGAAAUGUUCAGUCUAAAGGGUAGAGACAAAUGCAGGUGAGGUAAAAGAAGUAUUGUCAGGACUCUCUUUAGCUAUAGAACAUGGAAAAGCAGUCACCACUGUCUUUGCCCUGGUAGAUAGAAUAUUAUCUAGAGGAGGGUAGAGAUUCUGUGGGAGGGUGGUAAGGAAAGCACCAGCUCACAUGCUCACUCUUGCUGUUCCUUAAAGAUGUUUAGGUAAAAUGACACACAAAUCAGUGUCAUAUGCAGUUAGCUUUGAAUUGUUUCAGUAAUAAAUGGUAUGACUGGAGAAUGGUAAAAUAAUAGUUUGAAUAGUUCACAUGGUUUGGAAAAAGGUGCUUAAGGGUGGAACAAAUGGGCAAGAAGGAUCAGCUACAAACUGUUCUGAGCCUGAUCACCCUGCUGCGGCCUCAAGCGUGCCUCCUUCCAUGGCUCCAAAUAGGAGUGGAAAAGAUCCACUCCUUUUGGGGCUGGACUUGGGCCACCUUAGGCGGCCCCAGCGCAAGCCCAGGGUUGCUUCCCAGCACUCUGGGAAUGUGCGUUGUAUAAAUAGCACACCUCAGAGUGAUCAGAAGCCACCCCUAUCUGCCCAUCUGUUUCAGGCGUAAUGAUUCCAAUCCAGAUGCCAUUUUGACAUCAUUUGAACUCAAUGCCAACCUCCCUGCUUCCUCAAUGGAACAAUGUUUGUCUGUCUCUCCUUCUGUCCCUUCUUCAAUUUCAUCAUGGGAAGAAGUGUGUGACAGAGAGAAGUUAUGAGAUAUGGAAUGGCAAGAGGCAUCAAGGUUCUAUGCAGGCCACAUCAUUUACUCACUGAUGGAGUGGAUUGCCCAGUGACCUCUUCUUAAAGUAUCCAUUUCAGGAUAAGGACUAAUCCCUUGAAAAAUAAUUUUAUGAAACACUUAUGGGAUUUUUUGUUGUUGGUUGGCUGCGAAGAGUUUAAGUGGCUUUAUCAGGAGCCAAUUAAGUGUGCCCUUCAUAGUUGGCGUUCCAGGGGAGAGCUCACAUACGGUGUAGCUAGGAACAGAACACCAAGAGUUGGGCUGUUUCCGGCCACAGAUUGGCCAAGUUGCUUUAAAACUUGGGUGUCCCCCAGCUGGCAGCCUGGUCUACAGUAAUUAGUCUGGAAGUUGAUGGGAUUUUAAACUUAGAUGGCUGCACUGGAAACCUGAGAAGAAAGGGAAAGACAGCAUCUCAGUAUUUGCAGGGAAGGGUUACUAAAUCAUUCUGCUUCACUUAGAAUGCACAGCUGCUUUAACCCUCAUCAGAGUUCCAAAUCAAUGUUAUGCACUGGAUUUGGACCCGGAUUUAUUACCAUUUAAUCAGUAAAUCCUCAGAGGCAGUCUCAGUUUGAAUGUACACUUUUAUAGUGACUAAAGAUGUAGCAACCACUUUUUGAGAUUGUUCAGCUAAGAUGGAAGGAAAUACUGUUUUGCAUGUGACACUGCAGCAACAGGAAACAGAGAUAAUGGGUUCAGUCCUACAUACAUACUGAUAAAAGUAAUGUACAGGCAAUUAGGACUAUGUAGUUCCCAACCUUGUCCCAGCUUCUGAUUCUCUUUUCCCACCAAAGCAUUUAACUUUCUGGUGGCAUUUAACCACUGGUGGCGCAGUGGUUAAAUGCCUGUACUGCAGCCAUUCACUUGAAACCACAAGGCUGCGAGUUCAAGACCAGCAAAA